This is a messenger RNA of Coffea arabica (coffee), 693 nucleotides long. NCBI's taxonomy places the organism in Eukaryota, Viridiplantae, Streptophyta, Magnoliopsida, Gentianales, Rubiaceae. The record is from RefSeq and is a predicted model, not a curated record.
AUGACUGAAAAGCUUUUGAUUAUCUGCCCUUCAACUCAGCCCAUCUGCGGAACUUUUCAUCUGUACUUUCCCACAUACAUUGCAACUCAGCAAAAUCUAUUGAGGCAGAAUCCACCUCGCACUGUUAUUCUGCUUGGAGAGUCUAAUAGCCAGCGCAGUCAUACUCCUUCAUUGAUGGAGGCCAUUGGCUGCGACAAAAGAGAGGAGGGGAAUGCAUGGUUCUUUCCUGGUUCUGGCGACAUGCUCUACGGGAUGCGUAUUUGUGUAGGUGAAGCCCCAUCUGCUUUGAAAAUAUUGUGGGAAUCGAAGAAAGAUCCGCCACCACCAACGCCUCCUCGAUCCUCGCCACCGCAAACCCCAGCUCCUCUUCCUCCUCCAAGGCAUCCACAACCGCCACUCGCACCUCCUCCAAAAUCACUACCACCUUCUCGUCCUCCAAGACAACCACCACCGACCCCCAGAGCUCCCCAGGAUCCCGCUGACUGCCAGGAUGCAUUGAUAUACGUGGAUGUUUGCAUAAGAGAUCUCAUAACUUUCUUUUUCGAGAAAGAUGGUUCUUCAGUCGGGCAAAAUUGUUGCGACGCCAUCUCCGAGCUUUCAGAUGAUUGCUUUUCCGAAGCGUUCGCGGGCUUCAGUGACCCCGAGUUCAUUAAGAGAGUUAGGGACUACUGUGCUGGCCAAUUUCACGUCUGA